This is a messenger RNA of Puccinia triticina, 594 nucleotides long. RefSeq lists its product as uncharacterized. The transcript has 2 exons. Bases 1 to 594 code for a protein of 197 amino acids. Lineage: Eukaryota; Fungi; Basidiomycota; Pucciniomycetes; Pucciniales; Pucciniaceae. The record is from RefSeq and is a predicted model, not a curated record.
AUGUCCCACACCCAUCUCGGGCCAAUAACGGUUGACAAUUUGAGCGACAUCCAGAAGUUUAUUACUCAAGACGUGCCUAAACAGGAGGAAGAUAUCGAGGUCUUCAGUGUUUGGAUCAACGACAUGGUAACCUCUCUUACGACGCCCAUUGGGAACGGCAUAGAUCAUCUUGCCAUUCUGGCCAAUCAAUUGGCUAAUUUCAACAAGGGUGACCUGCAAACUUCUUGCAAAGCUAUCCGCUCAUACAGUGAUCCGCUUGUAAACUCUUUGGCUGAUUUGUGUGGAUUUUUGGGCCCCCAAAAUGUCCUCAAAACCCAAUUAAGCAGGAGGCUUUUCAUGGUUGAAGCCUACGGCGGAACCCUCCCCCACAGGUUUUGCCCACGCAAGUUUGUCACCGACCUCGUAGAACUCCAGCCGCAACUCACCAAGCUGGCCAAAUACUUGUGCCUGCCCAAAGACAUUCAAGACCGUUCGCGAGUCCCCCGCGACGCAGUCACCGCGAUAAAGAUUUUGGGAAAAAAACAGGAUGUGAUUUUUGAAAGCCGGCCUACCUUCCAAAGAUUUUUGACAGAGAUUAUCCGAUUGGAGGAUUAA